CACCUAAGAUAACGCAAUUUCUGCGCUAGGUGGGGCGGGGCUCCGCGAGGACCUCAUGCUGAAGGGAUAAGUUGGGAAGCGGAGGCAGGCGAUAGAGAAGGGGCGUCCGACGGCUACUGAGGACGUGAUCCUUGCAGAUUAUCUUCUGGGGAAAAAAUGCCUAAAGUCAAAAGAAGCCGGAAAGCUCCCCCAGAUGGCUGGGAGUUGAUCGAGCCAACAUUGGAUGAAUUAGAUCAAAAGAUGAGAGAAGCUGAAACAGAACCUCACGAGGGAAAGAGGAAAGUGGAAUCUCUGUGGCCCAUCUUUAGGAUCCAUCACCAGAAAACCCGCUAUAUUUUUGACCUCUUCUACAAGCGAAAAGCCAUAAGCAGAGAACUGUAUGAAUACUGUAUUAAAGAAGGCUAUGCAGAUAAGAACCUAAUCGCAAAAUGGAAAAAGCAGGGAUAUGAGAACCUAUGCUGCCUGCGGUGCAUUCAGACACGGGACACCAAUUUUGGGACGAACUGCAUUUGCCGGGUCCCCAAAAGCAAGUUGGAAGUGGUAAUGUCUCCACCCCUGUCAUGUCUGACGACUGGGUGGGAUAUUACUGUCAGGGUUCUGCCCUAGUUGACCACAAGGGGUUUUAUGUUGUUCUGUUUUGUGGUUGGCCAUCCCCCCAGCAGUGAGACCCUCUGGUCAGGAAUCCAUGCCAGGGAGUUUGGCAGUAAUUAUCUUACAUCUGGGGGCCAGUCUCACCUCCUCCUUUGGGCAAGUUAUUGGGUUCCUUUCCUCACUUAACCAAAUGGGGGUGAUGAUACCCACCGGCCAGUCGGCAGGAGCUUGUCCCUUUCCCUCCAGUGCUUGCCCUUCAGCCGCCCUUUUUUCCAGGCCUCCUUUUCCUCCCAGGGACACUUCAAUGUUAGCAUCACCAUGUCUCCUGCCAGAACUUCCUGGGCGGCUGGGGAACACGGCUGGGUGUGCAGUAGCUCGGCUCCACACACAUACGCCUCUGAAGUGGAGCCGCAGGAAGCAGAGAAGGGUUGCUGGGCUGUUGGCCGUUAGCGCCCUUUGAGCGUGGCCCCUCGGCUGACCGCCAUGGGCCCCGCUGGGAUGUCAGGCCAGAUGUCUUCUUUCACACCGUCCCUCGUCACAAGGUCCCUUCACACUGCAGCACUAGUUACAGCUUGUAGGGCUUCGGCUCAGCAGGCAGCUCUGUCCCCCUGAACCAUCUGGAAGCUCAAGGACGGGCAUGUGGAGCAGUGGAGAGCGAGCACGGGCUGCCUCCUGAGGGGCAGCUCUGCUGCUGGUCUCUGGCGGGGGCAGGAAGGGGGGCAGAGCAGCA
Messenger RNA from Aethalodelphis obliquidens (Pacific white-sided dolphin), 1321 nucleotides. It is a transcript of the gene BUD31, whose product is annotated as BUD31 spliceosome associated protein. Bases 157 to 606 code for a protein of 149 amino acids. Lineage: Eukaryota; Metazoa; Chordata; Mammalia; Artiodactyla; Delphinidae. The record is from RefSeq and is a predicted model, not a curated record. Gene Ontology annotation, biological process: mRNA splicing, via spliceosome. Gene Ontology annotation, cellular component: nucleus; spliceosomal complex. The transcript has 4 exons.